This is a messenger RNA of Anarrhichthys ocellatus (wolf-eel), 3113 nucleotides long. RefSeq names its product FAST kinase domain-containing protein 3, mitochondrial-like. Gene Ontology annotation, cellular component: mitochondrial matrix; ribonucleoprotein granule. Gene Ontology annotation, biological process: regulation of mitochondrial mRNA stability; mitochondrial RNA processing. The record is from RefSeq and is a predicted model, not a curated record. NCBI's taxonomy places the organism in Eukaryota, Metazoa, Chordata, Actinopteri, Perciformes, Anarhichadidae. Gene Ontology annotation, molecular function: RNA binding. The coding region runs from base 130 to 2061 and encodes 643 amino acids. The transcript has 10 exons.
AACACAUGUAAUCUUACACAAGCUAAUACCAAACCCUGAAGGCGAGUUUUGUAAUAUGUUGCAGCCCCUCUUCAUGGUACUCCUGUCUCGCUGAAGGAAGCGGGGUUUAUCACGAACACUUCGACAACAAUGAAGUCCAUCGCCUGUUUCUCAUCGUCUGUCAGAGCGGCGUGUCAGCACACCUCAGCCUGUUUCCCUCUCAAUCGGGGUCUUAAUCUGUGCAGUCCAGUGGGCAGAUGUUCCGAUGUGGAUUUUGCCAGCAAAACUGUUGUUGCGCAACAACCGUGCGUAACCGGUGUGCGCACUUUUCACAGUACGCAGGUUACCAAAGCAGCGGUCCAGCAGGUGAUUGCAUCACCUCUCCCCGCCCUGGUGCCCAUACCAGGGAGAACUGAGGAUGAACUGAACGUGUACCAAUUUGGCAGACGCAUGCCCCCUAAAACGGCUGCAAGACAAGCAACACACCUAUCUCCAUACGUCCCAUACACCAUACCACAGAGCAAUGCAGCCGCACUAGUCAACAUCCAGACUCUGAUUGAAGGGGAGGUGAUCCCUGAGCUGUGCUCCAGUCUGGCAGACUUCCCCAGCAACGACAGGGCAGAUGGACUGGCCACUUUACUCGGAGCAUGUGUUGAAUUUGGCCUGAAGGCCCACAGCCCUCUAGUCGUCAGACUGAUAAAUGAGUGUCUGGAGGUCCUCUCCAGCAGGGACAUCUUGGUGUCACAGCUCUGCCACCUGGGUGAGGUGGCGUACGCCCUGGAAGGCCGCCAGUCAGCCGUGGUGACAGAGGUCCUGGACUCUCUGUGUGCUGCUGUAGAAGAGGAUGUUGUGUCUCCCAGCGAGGCUGCCAGGACCUACUCCCUGCUGGCUCUGUGUCACGAUCCUGCCAGCCUGCGGCAGAAACUUAUGCUGUCCACUUUGCACAGACGCACACAGAGGCUGGUCCACCGGCUGAAAGCCAGUCAAGUCAGCGAUAUACUGCAGUCCUUGUUGAAGUUGCAGCAGAGAGAGGCCAUUUCCCUGGUGCUGAGGCUGAGACACAGAGCAUCACGGGUCUUAAAAGCUUUUAGUGAUGAUGAAGUUAUCAAGGUGCUCACUGCGCUGAUGACCCUGGGACAUCAUGAUGAAGAGCUCCUGUCUGCUAUGGAGAAACACCUGCCAGGGAGGCUGGGAAAGUGUGAUCCGGAGCUGAUCAGCACCGUCAUGGAGUACUGUCUGCAGAUGAGGUGCCGCUCUGAGCCAAUCUUCGAGGCUGUGGCUGAGAACUUUGUAUGCCAUGGUGAGAGGCACGGCACCCUUCAGAUUGCCAAACAGAUUGUCGCCAUGGGGAGACUCAACUAUCUGCCACAGUGCUCCGGUGAGAUGUUUAAAAAGCUGGAGAGCAUUUUGUCAGAAAGGUUUUCACAGUUCCAGCCUCGCUCCCUGAUAGAGGUGUUGCACGCCUGCAUCCACCUGGAACGCUUCCCAGUCAACUACGUGUCCAAAGUCUUCAGCCCCUACUUCCUACAGAGGCUGCAAGCACAAGGGGAGCCAUUAGACAAGAACGCACUGGGACAGCUGACACAGCUCCAUCUCUCCACCUCAUUAGAGUGCACUUACUACUGGGGUCCCAGACUGCCCUUCUUCCUCCAUGUGAAGAAGUUUUCCUCGAUGGACCAGGCCUUUGAGACACCUAUGGAGAGUCUCCUCUACAAACAGGUCAAAGGGCCGCUUACAGAGCUGCUGGGGGGGACGUUUUACUCCACCAGAAUCUUUACUCCCAGUGGCUACACAAUAGAUGUGGAGAUGUGCCUGGAUGAGAAAGGAUACGUUCUGCCUCUGUCUCAGUGGGAUCACACUUACAGGAGGAUGGCACUAUGCUUGGAUGGUGAAAAACGUUUCUGUAGCAACACACAGCACCUGCUGGGGAAGGAAGCCACUAAAAGGAGACACCUCCGCAGGAUGGGCUAUGAGGUGGUGCAGAUCCCUUACUUUGAAUUUGAGAAGCUGAGGACUCAGGAGGAUCAGGUCCAAUAUCUUCACAACAAGAUCUUUCCCACCAUCUUCAAGUUCAGUCACUGAUGUUAGCUACCCAACAAGUUCAAUGUACGAUUCCUCACGGACCUUUAUUAGUUGGUGCUUAUGUUGCUAUACAAAUCAAUCAACCUUCCAAUGAACUGCAUGAACGUUUAGCUAAGUGAUGCUGCGCACUAAUUAUGUACAAUAUGAAGAAGAUACAUGGCAUGGCAGAAACGGAAAUACUUUUAUCUGUGAUAUUCAGAUUCAGCUCAUACAUAUCCUAAUGUGAGGAUACAAGUAAAUAAAGCAGAUUUCAACAUUUCAGUCACAUACAGUAAACACCAAGUAACAGAGGCAUCAUUUAUCAUAGUUUAUAAUUGUAUGAACCAACCUGCCUUGUUUUGAGUGUCAAAGUUAAGAAAAACAGUUUUGCAAAAAAAGACUUUUAAAAAAACAGAUGAAGAUGAAUGAAAUGGCCGUCUCAGCAGCUGAAUGAUUGGCCAUUUGUGUGACUAUUUAUUUAAUAUUUGCACCUGAUAACUUCUGUUCAGCCUUAUUUUUAAUAGCUAUUGUUACGCCGAGUUUGCCACUGAUUUUAAAGGAGCAAAACCUAUGAAAAUAAUAAUGCCCAAUUUUUGUAUUCUGUUGAUUUAUUAUUUUAAAUGGACAUAAUACUGACUAUGUGAUGAAUGUGAAUAUAAAAUAUGAGUGGUGGUGUUGUGUCCUUUGCCCUUUUGUGCCGUUGGGACCUGAUUUUCUUUGGGAUAGGGAAAUAAUGUGACCUCAUUUACUGGAGAAGAUGUUUGAAAUGUACAAAUGUGUGACUUGGAAUAUGCUUUUAUUUGACUUUGAAGAUAUACCAAUUUUAGUUUAACUAUUGUCUUUAUUAAACUGGUGGUUGAUUCUUCAGUUGAUUGAACAUUUUACCAAACAUGUACAGGGUGUAAGUCAUUUCAGAUCUGUUGUGAAAAAAUUUAUAAACAGAUUUACAUGUCAAGAAGUUCCCCUACAUUAUAAACACCAAUAUUGUUAUUGACUGCUAUUGCUAGUGAUUUGAUUAGACAGACAGACACUGUGAAAAAAUGCAAUUGAGGUAUUUUUGAAAGAAAAGGAAU